Messenger RNA from Nannospalax galili (Upper Galilee mountains blind mole rat), 3348 nucleotides. RefSeq names its product DNA damage induced apoptosis suppressor (gene Ddias). Gene Ontology annotation, cellular component: cytoplasm; nucleus. Bases 157 to 2850 code for a protein of 897 amino acids. The record is from RefSeq and is a predicted model, not a curated record. The transcript is spliced from 5 exons. Gene Ontology annotation, biological process: negative regulation of intrinsic apoptotic signaling pathway in response to DNA damage. NCBI's taxonomy places the organism in Eukaryota, Metazoa, Chordata, Mammalia, Rodentia, Spalacidae.
AUCCGGUGGCCAACAGAUCGCGUACACAGAGGGAGUGUCCGGCAGCUUGGAACGGAACCCGCUUGGCAGCUGACAGCGACCCGCAGAGCCGCCAGCAUCCGGUAGACGCGGAGAGCCAGGGACCCGCACAGCAACGCGGCCCCACAGUAUAGACACAUGAGUAAAAGACGAAAAUUUCUUCUUGCCUCCGUACUUGCUCUCCAGAAUUCAAGCUUUAUAUAUCCAUCGUGUCAGAAGUGCUUUUCUCGGGUCGUCUUUGUCUCUGAAAGGUCUACUUGUCCUAAAUGUGGCUCUACUGGUGAAGCUGAAAAGGCCAGUUACAGAUACAGACUUUCCUUAAAAGUUGCAGAAUCAAGUAAAUUACUUAUCAUUACUGUAUUUGGAAGCUGCUUAGAUAUAUUUUUUGGGCUUACUGCCACUGAUUUGCACAGGUACCUUCAGGAUUCUACUAAAAUUCCAGAAACCCUGGACAGUGGUACAACUCAGAGCCUAUUGACUGAGGCAGUUGAAAAUUGUUUUGUUGGACAAAGCUUUGUUUUUGGUGUGACGAAUUUUGGAAAUAUAUGUGGACAUGAUUCAGAUUCCAAUAACUUCCUGCAGCAGUGCUGUGGGCACAGAGGAGAAGUCAGAGCACUUGUAGCUUCCCAGAUUAUCCUGCCUGACCCACGUAUUGCAGGCUUCACUGUCAUUGACUACUUUCAUCAGCUUCUGCACACUGCCAUUGUCAGGAAACAUCACUGUAGCUCACAAGAGCUUAGCGGCCACUCACUCACUUUAGACUUCUCAAACAAUGAUCUUAGCAGCAUACAUGGCUCUGGAAACAGUUCCUAUUUUCUGGAGUCUCAUGGCAGAGAUAAAUUUUUAAGAUUCUGGCAGCCAUCACUUGAACUGACUUCCACUGAUUCACAGCUAGGAGACAAUAAUGAAUUUUCAGCUUCAGAACAAAGCAUGGCCAGUGAUACUCCUCACCAAAACAGACAGUGCAUCUCUUUUGCAGAGGGUACUGGUCCUAAGAGCUGCCAUGAUCCCAUUCAGGGUUCAUGGAGCCUUGUUUCACAUAUGGACAAAGAGAAUACAGCAGAAAAGUUGGAUGAAGAAUUUGUCUUACAGGCUAAUCAUCUUAGUGUAGUUUGCAGUAGUCAUCAUGAAACUAGACUUUCUAACUCUAGUUUACUCCCUUUGCAAAUGCAAGAACCCUUUGAGGAAGACAAUACAGAAUCCUGCAGUACAGCAGAAAUUAAAAAUAGCUAUUCCCAGUGUGAGCUCCCAUGUUACCAGCAUCAUGAUGUAGAUACCACCACCAUCCUUCAAGAGAGAGCUACAUGUUCACCUUUGUCACGCAGACCUGAAGAGACAGCUAGAGUUUCCCAGGACUGUGAUUCCUUGAUUUGGGAUGAUCUGCCACUCUCUGAAAGCCUGAAUAAGUUUCUGGCAGUUGUUGAAAGUGAGAUUUCUAUAACUAAGACAGAUGUCAAGAAUAGGAAACAUUGUAAUGACAUUGAUAAAUUCCAUACAGACCACAGCAGGUUGUCUGUGACUCCCUGGAGAAUUACGGGAACCUUGACAACACCACCGAUGGCCUUAAAAUCAUCACAAGCAAUGAUCAAAGAAAACUCUAGCAAAGAGAAUUUCUUUUUCAACUGUGAGUCAAAUACAAGUUUUUGGAUUCAAAAAGAGUCUAAACCAGACAACAAAGUAGAGACUGUGUCUACCCGCAGUAGUAAAAGUGGUAUCUCAGAAUAUUUUUUACCAAACACUUACCUGUCAACUCUGUUUAUAUCUUCAGAAGAUAUGGAAACAUCAUUUAAGAAGACUAUGAACAUCGUACCACAUAAGAAUGAAAUUUCAUUCAGGGCCAGUAGCUCAGCAAGUGACUAUUCUUACCUCAGUAACAAAUAUUUGCAUGGACAUAGAGGAAAAUCACUUUCACAAAUGAAAGAAAAGUCGACAACUUUGCCUUCCAAGAAGUACAAUGAUGUUUCAGAUCUUUGGAAAUUAGAAAAUAAGCCAAAGACCCAAGAUGACAGUUUCACAAUUUGCAGAAAACUUACAUAUCCUUUAGAAACUCUUUGCAGUAGUCCAAGGAGAAGUACAAAUACAUUGAAAGAUAUAACUUACAGAUGUAGCAAUAAUAAUUUAACACAAAAUUAUUCUGCUGGUCAUGAAGGUAGCUUCGAUGUUUCUGCUGAUCUUUUUGAUGAUAUUGAUAAAGAUGAAGACAUUGGAACAGAAAUUACCAAAAAAUCCCAGGAUAUUUUGUUACCAUGGGAAUCAUCUUGGGCAGAAAAGCAUCCUAUAACUGAAAACUGUAGCCAACCUUCACAGAAAUUACUCUUGCAAAGCACAUCAACUUCAGAGUAUCCAAGAAUAAGUUCUCAGCCAGAUUCAGAAUGUGACCUUGAAGAAAGCCAAGGCUUUGUUCCAUGUUCACAGUCAACUCCAAUCGCAGGCUUCCACCGAAGAACAACUCAGGAGCUAAGUGGAGCUUUGAAAAAACUGCCUUCUUUUUCUUCAAAUCUUGAUGCUAACUAUAAAAAACCAAAACUUUCUCCUGAAAGUAGCAAACAAGUUACCCCAACCUGCACAAAUGUAAAAACACCCAGCCAGAAAUCCAGAAUUCCUUUUAUACCUAGUAUUACACAACCAGAGAUUUCCAACCACUGUCCAGCUGCUGAGUGUCUUGAAAGUGAUAUGAAUGAAUGGGUCCCUCCUACCACCCAAAAAGUUUUUUUUUCAGAUAUGCUUGGAUUCAGAGUCAUGUGUUUAAGUGUUCAUCAUUCUCCUGACCAAAAAGAGUUACCAAGAAAGAGACUGAUACAAGUCAGACAUAAAGCUGACACGCUUAAGUAAUUAAGGGUUGUGUUUACAGCCACAGCAAAAACAAAAAAUUCCUAAAACGUAAGUGUAAACAAUUAGGCUGAAGAUAGAAAGGGCCGUUUUUGGACUUGACUCUUUCAGAAGUCUAAUGUUGCCUUCUGUUUUCAGAAUACUGCCACCCUCAGUAUCAGAAACUAAAAGUGUUUGUUUGUAAAUUAAGUCAUAUGAACCAAUUCCUGAAAAUUUAAAUAAAGGUAAAUCUAUUUGGAAAUUUUUGUCUCCAGUGACACAGAAAACUUAUAUUUUCAACACUUCCAGAAAAAUAAUAACUACAGAAAGGAUUGUAUUGGGUAUUCUUGGAUCUUUUAAAAUGUAAAACCACUGUUUUCCCCAAGGUUUUCUCCAGAAUACAAUGAGUUGGAUAACUAGCAUUUUAUCUUAUGUUGACUAUAGUAAUAUGUUAAUUUGUGUUCUUACAAGUAUUUGUAAAAUCACAUGUCUGUCCAGAAAUAAAGCCUUUAUAAACCAAAA